Molecule: messenger RNA, 3303 nt
Organism: Pochonia chlamydosporia 170
Lineage: Eukaryota; Fungi; Ascomycota; Sordariomycetes; Hypocreales; Clavicipitaceae
Exons: 3
Coding region: 1-3303 (1100 amino acids)
Biological process (GO): intracellular protein transport; retrograde transport, endosome to Golgi
Cellular component (GO): Golgi membrane; Ric1-Rgp1 guanyl-nucleotide exchange factor complex; cytosol
Molecular function (GO): protein binding
Source: RefSeq, a predicted model, not a curated record
AUGUAUUGGCCCAUCGGCACUCCGCGCAUCUAUGCCACCAGCAGCAGCCGAACCCCAGACCUCAACCUCUUCGUCUCAUACGAUGGCUUACAACAACCCGACGGGUCAAGCUCAUCCUCAUCGCUUGGUCAAGAUGGACAGCCACGAGCUUCAGCGGCGGCGGCACACGAAGAGGUCGACAUCCUACCCCCGCCGACGCCUUUGACCCCAGCAACUCCGGUUGUCCAACCCAUCUUGGAAGACGAUCUACUCCCUUCUAGCAAAAGCCCAUCACCCUCGGACGAUUCGAACCGAAAAGCUUCAGUCCCAUUGAAGGAUCCUGUACUUGCUUUGGCAGUUGCCCGCACCGGUCACCUGUUUGGUGUCAUAACUGCAACGAGUAUUACUUUAUGGCAAACCAAGCCUACCGUAAUACUUGCAGUCGUCGUACGAUCCGAAUCCUCUAUUCAAUCCUACGGAACCAAUGUCGACCUCCUAUUACGUCCAGACUCGGCCAUAUUGGUGGUUCAUACCUCCAGGGGUUACCUCAUCACAUACUCAAUAGCGACCGAUGGCGAAUCGUGCGUCUACAAACCUCAGUUUCCAAACUAUCACAACGUCCAACGGCGGAAGCAAAGCCUCAUCGGGCCUCAAGCAGCACUGAGAGGAGAUCUUAUCCUUUGGGGCCCGGGAGAGGGGUCCGGGGUCCGUGACGUCAGUGUCCGAUUUCGAAUGGUGAUUAAGAUUGAUGCCGGCAUUGAAAGUGCUCUAGCGCUGGAUGAUGAACUGAUGGUGGCGACCAGAAAGCCCGCCGCAGUUCAAUGCAUCCGAUGGACGCCAGACAGCACAGGCAACCAAACAAGAACGGAAAUUGUGAGCAAGAUGGGAUGGGUGGAGAAGAAGGCGUCUAUAAAGGAGAUGACAUAUGACAGGCCCAUGAAUUUGGCAACCUGGAUCACCAGCGACGGACGAGCGUACGCAGUACAACGGCAACAGCUGAAGGGAGACAUCGACUCUGAAAAUGCGGACGCCAAGCGUCUUUUCAAAGGUUAUUGCUUCCACAUUCCUGAGUCCUCAGAAAAUUUUGCCGUCAAGGCUGUCAUCAAUGCUCGAUUUUCACUGAUUGCGGUGGGAUGUGCCGAUGGGACCGUUUACGUAUACUCGGUUCGAGAUUACUCGGGGAACAUCGUCCUCUCGCAUAAACAUAGGAUCCCUGUAUCCCACGUUGCUGCUGGAGCUUUCACAUCCUUGUGCUAUUCCCCUGACGGCUAUUGUCUUUUUGCUGGAUUCGAGAAGGGAUGGUCGACGUGGAGUAUGUUUGGAAAACUGGGCAGCAACAGUUUUGGAGCCGAUCAGGGCAUUUCCAGCGGCAAUGAUGAGCAGUGGCUCACCGGAGUGUCGUCAGCGUCGUGGAUUGGAGGCGGAUCUGAGAUAUUGCUUGCAGGGCCUCAACAUGAAGCUAUUUGGAGUCUUGAGAUGGCCAAGAAUGCAGUUACAGGGUGCUACAACGAGGCCAACGUCUUUCGGACCGUUCUUCAGACUCCCUCUGCAGUUAUGGUGUACAGAGGAUACGACCUCCCUGAUAUGACGAGCAUUUCUGCCGAACCCUUUCUGUGGCACACGGCCAGGGUGCCUCCAACCUAUCUAUUGAAUCAGUGGCCCAUUCGGCAGACCGUCAUAUCUGCUGAUGGUCGAUACGUCGGAGUUGCCGGUCGCCGUGGCCUUGCACAUUACAGUGUCAACAGCGGCCGGUGGAAGACAUUUACAACUGAAGCCAUGGAAAACGAAUUUCAAGUCCGAGGCGGUAUGUGCUGGUACCAGCAUAUUCUUGUCGCUGCUGUUGAAAGCAACAGGAAUUACGAGCUACGGCUGUUCUCGAGAGAAACGCCACUCGACAUGUCCCACGUACUAUUUCGGCAGCAGAUCCCCGCGCCCGUUGUGCUUGUCACUACGUCUGGCGAAGACUCCCUACUCGUCUAUACAUAUGAGAAUCUCUUGUACCAUUUCAUAUUCACGCCGUGGUCUGAUUCCGUUCGCCUCGUUCAAGUGGGGCAGAUUGCGUUCCAUGGCAUAGUGCGAUCUCCUGCCAGAGUUCGGGGGCUUAGCUGGAUAUUACCCGAGUCUCAGAUGGUAGAUGGGGACCCGUCUCAGGAUGUGGCUGUAGCCUCUGUGAUAUUCUUGGUAGAUGGGAAACUUGUCCUGCUGAGCCCUUCGCUCAAUGACGACGGCCAGUUGAAGUACGACAUGCGCAUUAUUGCUCAAAACGUGGAGUACCACGCCAGUAUGAGGGACCAGCCCUUGCUCAAUGUUGCCCACUUGUCGGACGAUCCAUCCCUUCGACGUGGCCCGCCAGCAUUGAAGGAUUCGCUCUGGGUGUUUGAUGGUAUGGAGGUGAAGGCUUGGACCAACAUUAACGAGCUGCUAGAAGGCGCCUCGGGCGAUGGCGGCGGCAGGGACCUUCCGGCGCCAGUUUCUAUUCCUGUGGACUUUUACCCGCUCUCCGUAUUGCUGGAAAAGGGCAUCAUUUUGGGUGUUGAAUCAGACUUGGUCCAGAGGCGAGAUGUGACCUUUUCCUUUUUUCAUUUCGCCAUAAGGACACAUCUAUUUCUGCCUGAGAUUCUACGAUUUUACCUGCGGCAAGGCAGGACGAUUGAAGCGGGAGAGCUUUGCGAACAGUAUCAAAACCUGGAGUACCUGUCACAUGGACUGGAAAUUUUGCUACACCGUGUACUAGACGAGGAGGCAGAUACGUGUCCCAAACCGGAAGACGCUGUUCUUCCUCGGGUGUUAUCACUCUUAUCUGCAUCAUCUAAAGAGUAUCUCGACGUGGUGUUGCAGUGCACGCGGAAGACGGAAGUUCGACAGUGGAAGACAUUAUUUGCGUACCUGCCGCCAGUACAGGAACUUUUUGAGGAGUCAUUGCAACGGGGCUCACUCAAAACCGCAGGCGGCUACCUGAUUGUGCUGCACACACUAGAGGAGUUGGAAUCAUCGACGGACCAGUCGGUGCGUGUCUUAUCGAGGGCGAUCCAAGAAGGGGACUGGGAGCUGUGCAAAGAACUGGCUCGCUUCUUAGCGGCCAUGGACGAGACAGGCGAAAUCCUCAAGGAAGUCAUGGAAAUGGUGAACAUGGGGCGGAAACAGGAGCAAGCCACGGAACAGAUAAGGAGUCGGUUGGAGAUUCCGGGGGCUCGGGUUCCCAAUGGUUCUAGAAGAGGCAGCAGAGAUGAAGAUGACGAAACCGAGUCUGACUUGCCAUCGGCGAGUGAUGUAUCUAGUGUUGGUUCGACUGCCAGUCCGUUCAAUGGAUCUCGGUCGCCAUAG